This is a messenger RNA of Pyrgilauda ruficollis (rufous-necked snowfinch), 1179 nucleotides long. Its product is annotated as translation initiation factor IF-2-like. The transcript is spliced from 2 exons. Bases 1 to 1179 code for a protein of 392 amino acids. NCBI's taxonomy places the organism in Eukaryota, Metazoa, Chordata, Aves, Passeriformes, Passeridae. The record is from RefSeq and is a predicted model, not a curated record.
AUGGGCCACGGAGCUGCUGCCUGCAGGGCUGGAAUUCCCAACACUGCACUGGGAAUCCUGAGGAGCAGGACAGGAGCUCCAGUGGGAGGUGACAGUGACAGCCCAGCACAGGGCACUCCUGGCAUCACUGCCCGCCCUGUCAGUAUUUCCUUUGGAUUCAGGGAUGAGCACAAACUGCUGGCUCAAGCCAGGGCUGGUUCACUAGCCAGAUUAACCCUGCACAAGCCACGGGGAAGGAGCUCUGCUGGCAGAGGGAAGCAGCCCUGGCUCACCAGUGGUGCCAGAGGGAAUUCCCAAGGGAAGCAGCCCCAUCUCACCAACUGUGCCCAGCUGCUGGAUGGAAAUCCCUCAGGAAGCAGCCCAGGUGGGCGUUCCCUGGGGAAGCAGCCCCCAGCUCUGUACCUGGGGUGCCAGAGAGAAUUCCCUCAGGAACCACUCCACCUCAACACAGGGAAUUCCCCCUGGGAAUUCCAGGAAGCAGCCCUGGCUCACCAGGAAGCAACCUGGUGGGCUCACCAGCAGGAAUUCCUUUGGGAAGCAGCCCUGGGCAGGAAACCUCCCAGGAGCAACCCAGGCAGGGCUCACCAGCAGGAACCCCCCGGGAGCAGCCCCAGCAGGGCUCACCAGCAAGAAUCCCACCAGGAGCAGCCCAGGAAGGACUCACCAGCAAGAAUCCCCUCGGGAAGCAGCCCUGAAGGGCUCACAAGAAGGAAUUCCCUUGGGAAGCAGCCCCAGCAGGAACCCCCCAGAGCAGCCCCAGGGCUCACCAGCAGGACCCCCUUGGGGAGCAGCCCCAGCAGGAACCGCCCUCGGGAAUCAGCCCAGGAAGGGCUGCCCCCAGGAACAGCCCCAGCAGGAGCCCCUAGAGCAGCCCUGGGGCUCACCAGCCGGAACCCCCUCGGGAAUCAGCGAAGGAAGAGCUCCCCCCAGGAGAAGCCCCAGCAGGAGCCCCCUCAGGAGGCAGCCCCAAAGGGCUUACCAACAGGAAUUCCCUUGGGAAGCAGCCCCAGCAGGAACCCCCCAGAGCAGCCCCAGCUCACCAGCCGGAACCCCCUCGGGAAUCAGCCCAGGAAGGGCUCCCCCCAGGAGAAGCCCCAGGAAGAGCUCCCCGCAGGAGCAGCCCCAGCAGGAGCCCCCUCGGGAGCUCCCCCAGGAGCAGCCCCAGCAGGAGCCCCCUGA